Molecule: messenger RNA, 1278 nt
Organism: Cannabis sativa
Lineage: Eukaryota; Viridiplantae; Streptophyta; Magnoliopsida; Rosales; Cannabaceae
Exons: 4
Coding region: 1-1278 (425 amino acids)
Source: RefSeq, a predicted model, not a curated record
AUGGCACAUGAAACUCAUUAUCAUUACUUGAGUCAUAAAAUUCAGAAUGAAACAAUACAGUUGUUGGCAUGUGAAGUGAAAAAAUCAAUCAUUGAUAAAGUUAAAGAAGCUAAAUAUUUCUCUGUGCUACUUGAUUGUACCCCAGAUGCCAGUAAUGAGGAGCAAAUGUCUCUUGUAUUAAGAUGUGUUAAUGUUUCAAAUAGUCUAAUAUUUGUUGAUGAAUAUUUUAUAGAAUUCAUUAAGGUAAAUGACACAUCAGGACUUGGGUUACUUAAUGAACUUCUACAUGCAUUACAUACUCUUGAUCUUGAUGUUGAUGUUGAUAAUAUAAGAGGACAAGGUUAUGAUAAUGGAUCUAACAUGAAAGGAAAAAAUAAAGGAGUACAAAGCAGAUUACUUGAACUAAAUCCUAGAGCAUUUUACACUCCAUGUGCUUGUCAUUCUCUAAAUCUUCUUCUACAAAAAGAUGAAAGGUUUGUUACAGAUCUUGUGCUAGGUCUCACUAUUAAGCCAUUGUCAGAGACGCGUUGGGAGAGUCGUGUUGAAAGUGUUAAAGCAAUACUGUUUCAAGCUCCUCAAAUAAUAACUGCUUUACUUUACUUGGCAAAUAGUAAUGAAGAUGCCAAAACAAAAAAUGAUGCUGAGACUUUAGCAACAUAUAAUAUUCAAAAUUUUGAAAUUUUACUAAGCUUGGUCAUUUGGUAUGAUCUACUAUCUGCUGUGAAUAAGGUUAGUAUCGUUCUUCAAAGUGAAGAUAUGAAAAUUUAUGUAGUUAUUAGACAGUUGAAAACUCUCCUUUUGUUUCUACAAAAAUAUAGAGAAAUUGGGUAUGAAAAGGCUAUGGUUGCAGCUACAAAGAUAGCAAGUGAAAUGAAAAAUGAACCUGUGUUUAUUGAAAAACGAACAUGUCACAAAAAGAAACAAUUUGAUGAGAGUACUUGCAAUGCAGUCGUACAAUCACCUGUGGAUUAUUUCAAAAUCAACUAUUUUCUCUACAUAGUUGAUCAAGCUAUUUCUUCAUUUGAAUCCAAGUUUGAACAAUUCGAGAGGUUUGAAGAAAAUUUUGGACUUUUGCUUAACUUGGAGAAAUUGAAGUCUACAGAUGGAGAUAGUUUGAAGAGAUUUUGUGAUAAUCUUACCAAUUUAGAUUAUGCUAACAAUUCCUGUCACGGUUGCUCACGAGAAAAGAAGCUUUUCAAAAUUGAAGUUGAUCAAAUUUUAUCUACGGUCAACGAUGUUCCAAGAAAGAUUGAGUGGUUUGGCUAUGUUAUCUAUUGA